Molecule: messenger RNA, 1073 nt
Organism: Hibiscus syriacus
Lineage: Eukaryota; Viridiplantae; Streptophyta; Magnoliopsida; Malvales; Malvaceae
Product: membrane-anchored ubiquitin-fold protein 2-like
Exons: 5
Coding region: 472-822 (116 amino acids)
Molecular function (GO): protein binding
Source: RefSeq, a predicted model, not a curated record
AAGGAAAUGUGUAAAUUUCCGUUGGAUAUGAGAUUGGAAGAAGGGAAGAUGGAAGCAUUGACCCUAGAUUUAGAUUUAGAAGACUUUGAAAACUUCGAAACCGCCUCUUCUCUGCUCGCUUGUACACACUGAUUUCUCUUUUGAUUUCUUCUUCUUCUUCAUCUUCCUCUUUUAUCGUUGAUUUUAUCAAAGCCGCCUCCAUCAGUUUCUCAUUUUUCAUUCUUCAAAGCUUGGCUUUUUUCACCCAAAAGAAACCAACCCACAUCAGUUUCGACACAAUUCUGCAGAAUUUCCAUUUGAGAAUUCUUGUAGGGUGUGCGAUUAUUGUAAAUAUAGGAAACCAAGUACUUAAGAGGGAUAUUGGCAUCGUUGCAGCCUUCUAUAUUGAGAUUUUUGUAUAGAUUUGAGUAUAAGUCCCAAGUAAAGAUCUUGGGGAGGGUUUAGAUCUAGGAAUCUGUAAGGUUUCUGGAGAUGGCUAGUGUUCAAGAUCAGUUGGAGAUCAAGUUUCGAUUGACCGAUGGAUCUGAUAUCGGUCCGAAAACCUUUCCGGCUGCUACAAGUGUCGCAACUUUGAAGGAAAGUGUUAUCGUUCAAUGGCCUAAAGAGAAGGAGAAUGGUCCAAGGACAGUGAAGGAUGUCAAGUUAAUUAGUGCCGGGAAAAUAUUGGAGAACAGCAAAACACUGGGGGAGUGCCAGAGCCCUCUUUGUGAUGUUCCUGGUGGAGUAACGACUAUGCACGUUGUUGUUCAACCUCCUCUGGAGAAAGAAAAGAAAAUAAUAAACAAACCGAAGCAGAACAAAUGUGUUUGUGUCAUAUUAUAAUCAGCAGCUUGAAUAGUGGCUGACAUUAUUUUCAGAUGGAAGAAUGGUGAAACCGGUAUAGAAAAAGAAGUUGGGGACUUUUUGAACGAUGAAUCCAGUUGGUAUUAAUCACAUUUAAUAUUUCGAAUGUGUUGUUUUCUGCUUUUCUAUGCCAAAUUCAUGUAGCCGAUGAUUGUCCUUGUAUUUUGUUUACUGUGUUCGUUUCGCAUUGAUUUAGACUCUUGUAUGGAGCAAUUGAACCUCAGAUUUUA